AUGGCAGGGGAGCGGAGGGAGGUGCGGCGGCAGCGCUGGCUCAGCACGCUGCCCCGGGCUGAGCGCUGCUGCAGUGCUCCGGGCUGGCACCUGGCAGCCGCCCUGCUGCCCCGCUGGCCUGUGUCGGUGGGAGGAAUGCGGGCAGGGAAUGGCUGGUGGGAACGGCGCUGCAGGUUUGUCUCGGUGGAAGUUGAUUUCUCAAGACAUUUCCGAUCUCGGAAGAAGAGCCAUUCAGAUCAGCAAUGCUACCCUGAGCUGGUGAGGAGUCACUCAAAGAUGGGUUUCAUCUUCACUGUGGCUUCUGUUUCUGAGAAGUGCAAGAAGGUGGUGGUGGAAAGUGUAUCUCUGCCCGCAAAGCCUGUCCUUGAGAACUUGAAUUUCUGCUUGGGUGGCAAUGCUGCAUACUUCAGAGAAGGCAACUGGUGGACUGAUAGCAAGGACAUGGUCAAAGAAAGUGCCGCCUCUGGUCGUUGCAACUCACAGGUAAAUAGCAAGCAACACAAAAUGGAUGCUCAGUUGUUUUCCCCAUUGCUGGGAGGAAUCAGUAGCACGCCGCCUCCGCUGGAGUCCUCCCGGCUCUACAGCGACUGGGCAGCACGGGAAGAGGAGAUCAGCUCCAAACCUUCCUUUCAGGACUGCUCAAAGAAACGGGCACCAAUUAGCCUGUCGUACUCUGGCAAUGCCCCUGAUAUGUUUGGGCUGGUUUCAAGCAUUUUAGAGGAGCCAAGCAAGCCAGAACCAGUUACAGAUUGGAAUUCUCUUUCAAGAUUGUUUCCCCCAAUAUGGGCACCUGAUCUUGGAAGCAAUGGUGAAUUCUCAGGGCUCCCUUCUAAGCACUCUAGUGAAAGCAAAGAUUUUUCAGACCUGCUGGGCACACAGAGCUACUAUCAGGAGCACCUGCAGAAGUCUCAUGAUGUGGAGAUGUUGCACAGAGGUUUGGAAGACCUUCAUCUCAUAGAGUCUUGGCUUUCCCCAUCUGGCACUUGCACUCAGCCUGAUCAUACUCUGAAGGACUGUUACCCUGACAGUUCCUCUUUGCUAAGUAACAGCAUGACUCACCAGGAGGGGUUCUUGUGUCCCAGUGCAGACUACACUCAGCGCCUGUGCAGCUAUGACCACGUGAGCUUAAAUGGAGACUAUGAGAAAGUGGCUUCCAACUUCAGUGUUUUUUCUUCUCAGAACACAAUGAAGGAUGGCACUAGCAUUCAGAAAGAGUACUGGAAGAUUGAAAGAACAAGAGGCAAAGCUCUGCAAAAUGGUGCUCAAGAACAAACUAAGUAUUCCUGCGAUCUUCCCAACCAGCCUGGUGAUAACUCUUGGGAUAAAGUGUCCCAGGACAACCACUUCUUCUCUAAAAGAUAUGAAAACUUAACAGCUGCACAUAAACUGCAGCCAUUAGUUCAUCCCUCUCUCUGUUUUUUCAAUCAACCCUCUAAAGAUAAUAAUUCCUCUGGAGGGACAAACAGGAAACCGCAGGAUACCCACGUGCAAAAUGGUCAGCACAGCUUUACUUUGGGGGAUGCUUUUAAUAACAAUGAAUGUAAGGUCCAGGCUAGUCCUAAAGAAUGCUCUCCUCAAGUCCCUGAGUAUGAUUUCUCUGCCAAAAAUGUUAUGCAAUGUGGGAAUUAUUCAUCACACCAGGGACGUGUGUGGCUGGAGGGGAAAAGUCCGCAGUCGUCCUCAGGGGUUUCCAGCAUGUCCAGUGGCUCUCCCACCCAUCAGUCUGUGACACAGUCAUCCUACUACUCACAGAUAUUACCUGUCCUCCCUCCAAGGAAAGAUGGAAGGUUACACAUGCCAAAUGGUGUUUCUAAUUGUUCAGGAGUUCCAAAUUUCACCUCAGCAGCUCAGAGGCAACUGAGAGCCUUUGGGCAGCCCCAGCACAACUCAUUGCCUCCUAAGAGGGGGCAGCACAGUAAACUCCGCAGCGGUUUUUCACCCGACUGGUUAAUGCAGAGGAAUGCUCUGAGUGAAGACUUGGAAAAAUACCACAGGUUUCCAAAAAAGGAGACCCCAGAGAAUAAUAACAGAGAUGACAGGAGAGGCAGAAGGAAUUGGGUUCCUCAGCUCGGCUGCACAGCCCCGAACCGGCAGCAGCCCAUCGCGUUCCGCACAAAGCAGGAGCAGAGCGGCGGUAGCGUGUCGGACUUCCUCAAUCCCUCCUUCCUUCCUUCUUUCCCAUUAAUGUCUGAUUUUAAACAAAACCCCAAGUUUCCCCCAUUUAACCACCACCUCUUUUCAUCAGCAAAUAACUUUGGGUUUCCUCCAUCACCGUUUCCAUUCUCGGAACUGGUUGACCUUUUCCGUUACGAUGACUUCAACCACUUGGGUCCCUUCAUCAGCGAUCUCUUUGGUGGGGAAGUAGCUGCUCCUUACUUUGCCUUUCCAACACCAUUGAACAAGUACAGACCCCCAAGGAAUCGCAGUGGGCCUGCUAAUGAGCUCCACCUGCGACUGGAGGAGUGCUAUGAGCAGUGGAGAGCUUUGGAGAAGGAGAGAAAGAAGACUGAAGCUGAGUUUGCAAGAAGCUUCCCAGGGAAGCGUGUGUCAAGCUCAAACACCACUCCUGUGUCCCGGCUGCCUGCGAACCCAUCCCGAGUCGAUCGCUUGAUUGUCGACCAGUCACGGGAGCAAGCCAGGGUGCUCACUCUGAUAGGGAAGAUGGAAAGGCUUUGUGGGACCCCUGUGCACAGGAACAUUUCCACCGCUCUGCAACAGCACAUGGAAGCCAUUCAGGUGACGCAGGCCAGGCGCAAGGAUGAGAUCAUUAAUGCUGCUAACCCCCAGAGACAGGGGGCACCCCGUUACAGUAAUGAGAAAGAUGUCCUGGCUCUGGCGGCUGCCAUCAGAGAGCUGGCUGGCUCCACACGCAAGGCUCGCACCGCCUUGUGGUGUGCCCUGCAGAUGGCCCUGCCGAAGAACUCCUCGAGCCCUCCGCUGAAACAGGAAGCUGUGGAAAGGGCUUUGCAAGAGCUUUGUCCUCCAAACACAAGCACACAAGAGAAAAGCUGCACGGAGCAUGAAAACAAAGGGAGCAAAGAAGAAAAAUCCGAGGAACCCGCGAAGAUUCUGGAAUAAUCGCAACUAAUCAUGAUGCUAUGAAUGACAAUAGUGAUGAUGAAAGGGAGAC
Dryobates pubescens (Downy woodpecker) is the source of this 3130-nucleotide messenger RNA. RefSeq lists its product as uncharacterized. The record is from RefSeq and is a predicted model, not a curated record. NCBI's taxonomy places the organism in Eukaryota, Metazoa, Chordata, Aves, Piciformes, Picidae. Gene Ontology annotation, biological process: female meiosis I; mRNA stabilization; male meiosis I. Bases 1 to 3078 code for a protein of 1025 amino acids. Gene Ontology annotation, cellular component: nucleus; cytoplasm. The transcript has 10 exons.